Bombina bombina (fire-bellied toad) is the source of this 1146-nucleotide messenger RNA. It is a transcript of the gene RIMKLA, whose product is annotated as ribosomal modification protein rimK like family member A. Gene Ontology annotation, cellular component: cytoplasm. Gene Ontology annotation, molecular function: ligase activity, forming carbon-nitrogen bonds; ATP binding; metal ion binding. Gene Ontology annotation, biological process: protein modification process. The coding region runs from base 1 to 1146 and encodes 381 amino acids. Lineage: Eukaryota; Metazoa; Chordata; Amphibia; Anura; Bombinatoridae. The transcript has 5 exons. The record is from RefSeq and is a predicted model, not a curated record.
AUGGCAUUUACAAUGUGCUCCCAGCUGUGGUAUCUGACGAACAAGCACAUCCUGGAGGAUUAUCCACAGAUGCGCAUCUGGGAGACUCUGAAGCAGCGCUGUAAAGAGCAGGAGGUGGAAUUCACUCUAGUUUUAAUGGACGAACUAGCCAUAACAGUCAUUGAUAGCCAGUUAGGCUUGCAAAUUAACCAGAAGAUUGUGACUGCUUACCCUCGGGUGAUACUGGUGCGAGUACCUACUCCUACAGUACAAUCCGACAGUGAUAUAAUGGUUUUACGACAUCUUGAAAAAUUAGGAUGUCGCUUAGUGAAUCGACCACAAGCCAUUUUAAACUGUAUUAACAAGUUCUGGACAUUUCAGGAGUUAGCUGGUCAUGGAAUACCUUUACCUGACACCUUCUCAUAUGGUGGCCAUGAUGAGUUUUCAAAAAUUAUACAAGCAGCUGAACCUCUUGGAUAUCCUGUGGUAGUGAAAAAUACUCGUGGACAUCAAGGGAAAGCUGUGUUUCUUGCAAGAGAUAAGCAACAUCUAUUAGACAUAUCCCAUUUAGUGCGUCAUGAUGCACCUUACUUAUUUCAAAAGUAUGUAAAGGAAUCUCAUGGGAAGGAUAUCCGGGUGGUGAUUGUCGGUGGACGUGUCAUUGGUGCAAUGUUGCGGACAUCCACUGACGGAAAGAUGCAGAGCAAUUGCUGCUUAGGGGGUGUUGGAGUCACGUUUCCACUUAGUGAGCAAGGAAAAUUGUUAGCUAUGCAAGUGUCUACUAUUCUGGGCUUGGAUGUGUGCGGCAUUGACUUGCUUAUGAUGGAUAAUGGAUCGUUUGUGGUUUGCGAGGCUAAUGCAAAUGUUGGUUUUACUGAAUUUGACCAAGCAUGUGAAUUAGAUCUCAGCGGCAUUAUUGCAGAUUAUGCUUUAUCUCUCCUCCCCAGCAAGCUGUCAAAGGAAAUGCCUCAGCUUUCUGCAGCGUCCAAGUGCAGAGAAAUCGAUGAAGUUAAAGCUUCUGCCAGUGCUUAUUCGGAAAGCGCCAUGAACAAUGCGUCAUGCUGUAGUAAUAGUGUUUCUGAUGUUAAUGAAAUCAGGGAUUCUACAAAUGUGCCAAAGCCAUGCUCCCCUGUAGAUGCAGAUAGUAAAUGUAAUAUCAGCAACUAA